Messenger RNA from Fraxinus pennsylvanica, 741 nucleotides. The record is from the annotation of a GenBank genome assembly. Lineage: Eukaryota; Viridiplantae; Streptophyta; Magnoliopsida; Lamiales; Oleaceae.
AUGGGUUCUUAUUUCUUCUUUUUUCCUAUGAUAUUGCUAUUGGCAGCAACUUGUUAUGGCCAUGGCCAGGGAUUUUACAACUCAAGAGCAACCUAUUACGGUAGCCACGAAGGCGGAGGAACUGCAUCUGGAGCUUGUGGCUUUGGUGAGUUUGGAAAGACCGUCAACAAUGGUGAAGUCACUGCUGUCUCCAAACUUUACCACAGUGGAAGUGGAUGUGGAGCUUGCUUUCAGGUGAAGUGCAAAAUCCCGUCACAUUGCAGUGAGGAGGGAGUGAAGGUCGUGGUAACAGAUUAUGGCGAGGGAGACAGAACAGACUUCAUAAUGAGCAAACGUGGCUUCGAAAAAUUGGCUCAUCCCGACAUGGCUGCACAACUAUUUGCAUAUGGUGUAGUUGACAUUGAAUACAAAAGAGUUCCAUGUGAUUAUGGUCGCGACCUUGAGCUAAGUAUCCAUGAGAGUAGCAAUUACCCUGACUACUUGGCCAUGGUUCCUUUAUUCAGUGAGGGAAUUUCUGAUAUCACUGGUAUAGACAUCGGGCCGGAGGGUUGCGAGGAAUGGAUGCCAAUGCGCAGGGUGUAUGGAGCAGUAUUCGACAUUUCAAAUCCACCCGUGGGAUCUUUUCGCGCUAGAGUUCACUAUGCCUCCCAGGAACAAGUCAAUAUAGAACAGUUAACCUUUGACAUCCCUAGGGAUUGGAAGAUUGGAGUUGCAUAUGACACUACAUCUCAAAAUAAUUAA